Molecule: messenger RNA, 2607 nt
Organism: Alosa sapidissima (American shad)
Lineage: Eukaryota; Metazoa; Chordata; Actinopteri; Clupeiformes; Clupeidae
Product: zinc finger protein 184-like
Exons: 4
Coding region: 289-2601 (770 amino acids)
Biological process (GO): regulation of transcription by RNA polymerase II
Cellular component (GO): nucleus
Molecular function (GO): RNA polymerase II cis-regulatory region sequence-specific DNA binding; DNA-binding transcription factor activity, RNA polymerase II-specific
Source: RefSeq, a predicted model, not a curated record
CUUGAUGAAUCCGUGUCUGCUCACCCUGGCUUGCUCGUUGUGCAACCAAUUAAGCCUGUACGCUCUUGUUUUGGAAUUAUUGAGCACAGCUCAGUAAGUUAACUUAUCCCGGAUGUCUUAAUUCUGCUUUUGUGCAACAGGCCCCAGGUAUCAGAGGCUAAAACAUCAGCUGAACACAUCUGCAAAAGAAGGGGGCGGUUACGUUAACUCCAGAGGCAAAGUAAACAGUCCAGCCAGUUAGCCAGUUACCAUAUAACACCGGCUGUCACGCGUGUGUAUGUUGUUGUCAUGGCCGAAGCAGCAACGAAACCAAAGAAGGCAAAGGUUUUGUCGGAGGAGAGUAAGAAGAGAAAAAGGGAGAGUGACAAAAUCAGAGCCCGGACGAGGAUCAAUAUUGGUACAGCGUUCGCUCGCUGGCGUGAGCUAAAGGAGGAGGAGGGGUGCCCGACCGAUACUGACUUGGCCGUCAUGCUGUUGGACUACCAUGUUCGUGCAGGCGAGGUCGUCGUGCAGUUGGAAUGCCUGCUGCAGCUGUUCCAGAGGUGCUUUGAGUGCUGCAGCAUAUGCAGCAUCCGUAAGAGUCGUGAGGGAAGGUUCCUCAACGUGACGCAGAAGUGCCAGCAGUGUCAAGCCAGCAGAAAGUGGAGAAGCCAUCCACCUGAACAGAUCAUCAGAGACCCAACAAGCAACCAGGAGGUUGUUGAAGAGACAGUGCUGUUGUCUUUUGGGGACUCGGACUCUGAAUCUGACGAAGAAGUCAAAGAUUACAACCUAUUAAGCCAGGAAGAGGAAGAUCAAAUCAACCAAUCAGAGGAAGAUCUAAUGAGCCAAUCAGAGGAAGAAGUCAAAGGUCACCACCCACCAAACCAGACAUUUGUGGGUGAAGGGUGUCUUGCUGAAACCUCAGAUGAUUUGGGCCAUACAAGGACAGAAAAGGUAAAUAAUUCAGUUAUCCACACACCUGGUGCCUCGAACAACAGGUUACAUGACCAAGAGGAAGAUGACAAAAACGACAGCCAUUCCUCUGUGUCUUGGGAAGUGACGAUUGUUGACAGAAUGGAAGAAGAAAAGUCUGAAGUUCAGGAACCAAAAGAAGAAAUGGAACAUGAGGAUGAAGUAGCUGAUGUAGAAGAAGACUUGGAAAGGCAGGACAGUGUUGAUGAUGAUUGGUAUCCGAACUGUGAGGACGUGGAGCAGUCCUCAGCAUCUGAAGAUAAGGAUUCUGAUGCUGAAUUUGUUCCUAGACCGUGUAGGAAGUCAAAGCGUGAAUUAAAUUCCGAUCCAUAUGCAGAACCCAUCCUGCCUCUGGUUUGGUGCUCUCUCUGUGGGUCCAGGUUUAAACACACCUGCUUCAGACAGCGCCACAGUCGACUCUAUGGCUGUCUCCAGUGUGGCAUUAAAACCAAGAAGAUGGACACUAGUGGUGGCAACAAAGAGGAUACCCCCACUAACAACCAGGAAACCAACAACAGUUGCAACCAGGAUUCUUUUACCAGUAGCAACCAGGAAACCGUAAGAUGUGAAAACCAGGACACCUGCAGUAACCAGGGAACCAUCAGAUGUGAUGAGCAGAACAUUUCUAAUGGUGACAACCAAGGACCUGACUCUGGAUCAAGACAAUGGACAGCAACUGAUGGUAACCAAAGUGGUAGUGGAAGCAGUCAAGGGAUGACUAUUAGUAGCUGCACCCAUGAGACCUCCUGUUGUAAAGUUAGAAGUCCAGGGAUUAGAUACAUUGACAUCCAAGGAUUAGAUUAUAUUGGCCACCAAGUGGCAAACAAAAAUGCCCACGAGGAGUCCUUUAGCCUGAACACUGAAACAUUUCCAGAUGGAGGCCAUUCUCAGGCAGUGCACAUUGAGGACCUGGCUGUCCACUUCAAAAGUCUAAGUGACUUCCAAAAUCAUGCUCUAAAAUGCCACGGUAUUAGGCCCCUUCGCACGCUCUGUGUGGACUGUGGUAAAUUCCUCACCAUGGUGAACCUAGUUGACGGUGGACCCCGUCACAUCUGUGAACACAAAGUUAAACCCAUCGUCUGUCCCAGCUGUGGCAAAAGGUUUGCCACUGAGGUUGGACUCCAAACACACAACGAUCGAAUCCACAGUGAGAAGUACAGCCUCACCUGUCGCUACUGCCUCGAGGCUUUUAAGUCACCUGAAGACAAAGAGGAGCAUGAGAAGAGCCAUGAAGCUGAGGUGCUGAAGUACCACUGCCCUGACUGCUCGCUGCGCUUUUCAGACCGCCCCAGUUGGUGUGCCCACAGGAAGAGCCAUUGGCCCAAUGGGAAGCACAUCUGUGAGGUCUGUAAUAAGGGCUUCCGCUUUGCUGUUGCACUCAUCAGACACAUGGCCGUCCACACAGGGCAAAAGCCCUACAGCUGUAAGCUGUGCGACCGCUCCUUCAACCAACCAGGCCAUCUCAAGUCCCACAUGCGCCUCCACACAGGCGAGAGACCCUUCAAGUGCCAGGACUGUGGGCAGUGCUUCAACCACAACGUCAGCCUCAAGAACCACAUCCAGCGCCACCACGGACCCGGAGCUGAUAAAAGGAACAGCGGAAAAGGAGGAAAAGAUGGAAUUAGAAGGAAAAAAAAAAACAGUUGAGAUUUU